Molecule: messenger RNA, 378 nt
Organism: Cooperia oncophora
Lineage: Eukaryota; Metazoa; Nematoda; Chromadorea; Rhabditida; Trichostrongylidae
Source: the annotation of a GenBank genome assembly
AUGAUGAACAUUGUGAUCAUAUGGCUCCAAAAAGAACUGAUAUGCUCAUACUCUGUUUCAAGGUACUCUCGUGCUCGAGAGGUUGAACAUAUGUUCUUAUCGACAGUGGCUGUAUUUUUCACGGAAGUUAUGAAAUGUGUUGUUUGUCUUGCUAUCAUUCUCAAGGAGGAGACACCUUCAAGGUUUCUUGGAGUUCUGAUGGAUCAGGUGGUGCGACAGCCGUACGAUACCUUGAAAGUAUGUGUGCCAGCGAUGGUAUACAUUGUACAGAAUAAUUUGUUCUAUAUUGCUGCAUCACAUCUGGAUGCUGCAACUUUUAUGAAACUAAAAAUUGAAUUGAAAGUGUGGCUCGUGGUGAUUUUCAAUUUUGAUAAAUGA